This is a messenger RNA of Cladophialophora yegresii CBS 114405, 789 nucleotides long. RefSeq lists its product as uncharacterized. Gene Ontology annotation, cellular component: nucleus; cytoplasm. Lineage: Eukaryota; Fungi; Ascomycota; Eurotiomycetes; Chaetothyriales; Herpotrichiellaceae. The record is from RefSeq and is a predicted model, not a curated record. The transcript has a single exon. The coding region runs from base 1 to 789 and encodes 262 amino acids.
AUGGCCGACGUUCACAACCCGCCGCUCAACUACGAAGCCUCCAGCACGACGACGAACCCACAAAUCGCAACGACCCUUCCACCUGAAGUAUCCCAAUGCCUGAAGAACGCUCGUUUCCUUCAUCUCGCGACAAUCAGCGCGACUGAGACAUCUCCUGCGACACCGCACGUCUCUCUGAUGAACUAUACUUUCCUACCUUCAUAUAACGACCAUGGCCCCGUCAUCAUCAUGACCACAAAUGCGCAGUCCAUGAAGACACAAAAUCUGCGGCACAACCCCAAAGUGUCAAUACUCGUCCACGACUGGGUGUCACAUAGACCGCCCACGGCUUCCUCUGUAAGUGGCGACCGUGCAGGCUCUCCGCCGGCCGCAGCAACAAGGUCCAGUCUCGCCAGUCUGCUGCUGAACCUGAAUACUUCGGCUUUGAGCUCAAUAUCAACCACCAUCGCGGGUGAAGCGAGAUUUCUAGAGCAGGGAAGCGAAGAGGAAAGGUGGUGCAAAGCAGCUCAUCUGGCGAACAACACUUUUGGGGAACAAGUCAGGCAGGAGGCUGGGUUUUUCGGUGCACCGCCACAAAAUCCAGAGACCGAGAACAGCAGUUGUUAUAUUGAAGGUGAUGAUGUCAGGGUGGUUGUCGUCCCCGUCCGAGAAGGCAGAACAGCAGAUUGGAAGGGAGGCGUCAAGGAUUGGGUGUUGGUCGAGGAAGGUGCUCCGUUUGCCUCUGGUGAAGCCAGCGGUGAAAGGGGAAGAAGUAAUGGGCAACCCUUGGUCAAUGGUAUCAUUUCUUGA